GUGCACACGCGCGCAUCCCGUGCACACGCUCGGAUCCUCGCCUAGUGGCGCCCGGCGCGCCCGCGCAGCAGAGCGGAGGGCGGGGAGGGCGCGGCCGCGAGAGGGCGCGGCGAGCGGCUAGCGUUCGGGACUGGGUCGUUGCCAAGGCCGGGUACGAGGCUGUCGGAGGGUCCCGGAGCGAGGGAGCGCAGAGGCCACGCGCGCCAUGAACCCGAAGGCGGCCGGUGAGGAAGAGGACUGCGUGGACUCUGGAGCCGAGACCGGAGGGUCCGACUACAGCCAUCUGUCCUCCACCAGCAGUGAGCUUUCUGUGGAGGAGGCCCAGGACCCUUUCCUGGUGAGCAUCCACAUCAUCGCAGACCCAGGGGAGUCUCAGCCACUGCAGGAGGCCAUCGACAAGGUUUUGGCAUGGGUUCACCCUGAUCUCCCACUGUUCCGAGUGUCUGAGCGGCGCACAAGCAGGCGAAGACGGAAGUCUCCCAAGGGUGCACAGCCAGCACUGGCGGUGGUGCUGUUCCUGCAGGAGGAGUACGGAGAGGAGCAGAUCCUACAGGUGCACAGGGUGCUGCAGCAGCCGCCCUGGCGCCACCAUCACACAGAACGAGUGCACGGCCGCUUCAUACCCUACCUGCCUUGCAGUCAGGACUUCUUUACUCUGGCUCCCGGGACCCCGCUGUGGGCAAUCAGGCCAGUGCACUACGGUAAGGAAAUCGUGCGCUUCACCAUCUACUGUCGCCAUAACAGCUAUGCUGACAGCCUCCGCUUCUAUGAGCUGAUCUUGCGGCGGAGCCCCAGCCAACGGAAAGCAGACUUCUGCAUCUUCCCCAUCUUCUCCAAUCUGGAUGUGGACAUCCAGUUCUCCCUGAAAAGACUACCCUGCGACCAGAAGCCAGUGCCCACCGACUCCUCGGUGCUGGAGUUCCGAGUGAAGGACAUCGGGCAACUGGUACCCCUCCUUCCCAACCCCUGCAGCCCCAUCAGUGAGGGGCGCUGGCAGACUGAGGACCAUGAUGGCAACAAGAUCCUUCUGCAGAAACUGACACAGAGAUGAGAUUUUGCCCUCCCAUCUCAGACCCUAGCAUGUCUGCCUCAGAGUGUCCUCCAAAGCUGCCAUCACGAGUCGUGCUGACCCUUGACUCUGGGACAGGGAUAAAGGAGAAUAACCACAGUCCAAGAAUGAAGACAGCGCACCCUUAAGCGCACCGAAGGGGAGAGUAUUUCCAACAGGGAUUAUCAUUGCUUACCUCAUAGUAUGGAGAUAUCUUCAGCCAAAAACAGCUAAUGGGAUGCUCACUCCUGGGGAGGGAGAGCAGACCCUCUUCCUAAAACAAAUCUCUACAGGAACCCCACACCACAGUUGCCACGGGGCUUCCUUGAUUGAGUUCUCUUGGGUGUUACAAGCAUCAUUUCAAUAAUCUUUGUUAUGUUGUGUGUCUAAUAAUCUCUCUAUCUGCUACUUAGACUCACUUCAAAACUCAAACCAUAGUUAUGCUAAAUGGCUCUACAUACUAUAUGAAGGUGUAAAGACCACAGGGUUUACCUUGGCACUUUCACGGUCUACUGGCAUGUACACAGAUGAUAUUAAUCUAUUACAUUAACCUGUGUGUUUAGUUUGGCUUGGCUUUCUUUAAUUGGGGUGGUGUUGCACGGCACUGUCCUCUAAGCCACACUACUAUCUUCUUGGCUUCAGCUGUGUCUGCUUGCAGACGAUCAUCACAGCUGGGCUUUUUGACUAUUGACACUCCUUCAUAAAACGACAGGUUGGGCAGACUCCUUAGACCACCACCUCAUAUAGCCAGCUCCUCCUAGCCAGGUGUAGGUAAUUCUGCCCUAAUAUCACAUGGCCUUGUGGAUUGGAGGACCAGCAGAGUAUACGGGCUAGGGAGUGAGGACUCCACAGUGUCCAUGAGAAAACCGUCAUCCAUGCUGGAUGAAGACUUUCUAGUGCAGAUGCUUAGGAAGGUCCCUCAUACUUCUGCAGUCAUCCCUCACCCAUGUUCUGGAAGUAAGUCCAUUAUGUUUGUUGGCUUCCCAGGGUAAAACCAAGCUCUUGCUUAUCCAUGGGACUUCAUGAGGAGACUAUAGACAAUAUUCUCCUCCACUCCCCAGAGAAAGAAAAAAAAAGUUCACAUCAGAUACUCAAUGUGUUAUUGUCACUGAGCCUCAUGCUAUUGAGGAAAAAACAGUGAGUAAAUGAUUUUAGUAAAGAUGGGUUUGUCUAUGUAGCAAACACAGGCAAACACAGAGGUCUGAGUAAGUCAUUUCAAGUUUGUAAAGAAUGAGAAUUGGAUAUGAUGUAUAUGCUAUUGAAAAUUCUAAGAUCAAAGUCCAAUACACUGAUGUCCAACCAGUGGAGUUAUUGAUAGGUUCUUAUUAAAUAAAAAUGUAUGCUUGACAAUGUCUUGCUUUUCCCAAGCUUUAUGUAAAUGUUGCACAGAAGUCACAGUGCCAGAUUGGAAUAAAUAAUCUUCUGUGUGUUCCAUACCCAUGGCCAUGCUGAUGUGCCAAAGGAAUCAAAACAGGAGGGAGUCAGUGAGGUCCCAGGGGACUAUAGGACAUCUCAAAUGUUCUAUGUCUGUGGCAAGGCAUCUAUUCUCUUGUUUAGGAAGGCCAUGAAGACCUCACCUGGUGAUUCUAACCAGUGUCAGGUCUACAAGAAGUGGACCAACCCAAGAAAUUUUCCCUAAUGCUUCUGUGGUGGUUUGAAUAUGCUUGGCCCAGGGAGUGGCACUCUUUGGAGGUGUGACCCUGUUGGAGUAGGUGUGGCCUUCUUGGAGGAAGUGUGUCACUGUGGGCAUGGGCUUUAAGACCCUUGUCCUCGUUGCCUGAAAGCCAGUCUUCUAGCUGCCUUCAGUACAAGAGGUAGAACUCUCCUGGAUGCUGGAGAUGAUGAUAAUGGACUGAAUCUCAGAACCUGUAAGCCAGCCCCAAUUACAUGUUGUCCUUUAUAAGAGUUGCCUUGGUCAUGGUGUCUGCUCACAGCAGUAAAACCCUAAGACAGCUUCCAAGCGAAACCACGGUCAAGCAAGGCUGCUACCUUAACUUCAAAUGAAACGAACAGCUAGCCAAAGAGAGUCUGGAGGAGCCAAAGGUCACUCCCAAAUCCAAGUGACCCCCGAGGACCAGAUCUUCAAUUGGCCUUAGCAGGAAAAAAAUGGCUAUUCAGGAGUAGUGCUGCACACCUUUAUUCCCAACUCUCAGGGGCAGAGGCAGGUGGAUCUCAUUAAGUUCAAGGCCAGAAUGAUCUACAUAGAGAGUUCCAGGACAGCCAGGGGACAUAGGAUUUGUCUCACAAAACCAACAGAACAAAGCCAGUUAAUGGCCACCAACAUAGUCUUCAACAUCCAGCAUAAAAAUAUAACCAAAGACUAAAGUGAUUAGUGUGGUUUUAACAGUCCCAUGGAUUGCACUCCCUAAAUAUUAUCCGCCACUCUCUAGAAAAUAUCACGUACACACCUAUGUCUUACUAAUGACUUUUCUUCUUGAUAAGAAAGCCGUGUAGAUGUAAUACUUCAGAGAUGAGCUCCGUUCAACACUGCAGUACCUACCUGCACCCAAGAGAGAGAAACCCACUAUUGUUAACCUAAGAAACAAAUGAUGAUUAAAUGUCUUCUCUCUUCCUCUCUAGAAGCCAUCAGGGAGGGACACCACAUUGUGGUUCUAGAUAUCCUAACAGCUAUCAAAGUGACUAAAGACAGAUUCUGGGUUCAUCACUAUUGAGUCCACCCUUGGAGGCCAAGAACAAUGAGGAGCCAAGUAGAUAGGUGCUCUCGGGAGCCCAUCAAGAGACUCUGAUGGACUUUGAUUUAAACAUAGCCUGUGCUCUGGCUUGUCCUGAUUCCCUGAGGCACUGGUUAGCUUUUUGUCAACUUGACAGAAGCUAGAGUUCUCUAAAAGGAGCACAUCUCCUUUUAGACUGAGAAGAUGUCCCCAUAGAAGUAGCCUGCAGGCAAAACAAUGGGGCAUUUUCUUAUUAAUGAUUGACUUGGAAGAGCUCAGUCUACUGUGAACAAUGGUGGUCCUUUUAUAAGAAAGCAAACAGAGAAAACCAGUAAGCAGCAUUCUUCUAUGACCUCUGCUUUUGGUUUCUGCCUCCAUGUUCCCUCCCUGACUUCCCUUCAUAAUUUAUUAUAAGCUAUAAGGUAAAAUAAACCCUCCCCCCACACACACAAAGAGGGAUGCAAACAAUUGAAGAAAUAUUGAUAAUAAGAGUGGAGAGGAAGUUUCCAGAGCUCAGUCAUUAUCGAAGAUGAUUUUAUAACCUCCCAAUGUUAUCAAAAGAAGGACUCUAGUCUUUCACAAGAAAGAAUGGGGUCAGAUCAGAAUUAGCAAUCUUUCCUUUAGAUACAACCUCAGACUCCCACUGGAGUUUUGGUGUGACCGUUCUCCUCUGUGUCUGGUGGGGUGGGAGAAUCCAGGCAGCUAGCCUGCUAACCACUCUCCCUAUACCAGAUUCCACCCUUGGCAUAGGCACGUAGGUAGAAGGAACCAAGUUCGUGUGGCAUGAAUAUGUAGAACCAGGACUUGAGCGUGUAGAAACUGGUGGUCUGUGGCCCAUGAAUGAUGCUGUGUAGGCCCAUAGAAGCCAGAGAAGAACCUACCUGCAGAGAACCUCGCAAGGUGCUUUGAGGUCUUAGUCACUGUUCUAUUUCUGUCAGAAGUUGCUUUGACCGAGGCAACACUUAUUAAAAGAAAACAUUUAAUUGGCGAUUUUCUUUCAGUCUCAGGUUUAGUCCAUCAUCAUCAUGGUGGGACGCGUGGCAGCAGGGACGGUGCUGGAGCAGUAGCCGAGAGCUACAUUCUGAGCCACAGGAUGACACACAGCCAGACAGACAGACAGACAGGCAGGCAGGCAGGCAGGCAGGCAGGCAGGCAGGCAGGCAGACACUUAGAGAAGAGAGGGGAAGAAAUACAGGGCCAGGUAUGGGCUUUUGAAAACUCAAAACCUGCUCCCAGUGACACACUUCCUCUAACAAGGCCACACCUCCUAAUCCUUCUAAUUUAAUGAGUUCCACUCCCCAGUGAGUAAGCAUUCAAAUACGUGAGCUAAGGGACCAUUCCUAUUCACUCUACCACAAAGCUUUCUUGAUGCAACAGCCACUUAUAAGCACUGUUGCUGACUUCUGAUGCUCCCCCCUUUAGUUGCCUAGUUACCUUGCAGAUAUGCCUUUGGUACUGAGAUCUUCUUAGUAGGACUGCUUGCCUACUAUGUAUGAGGCCCUGGGCUCCAUCCCCAACAUCUCCAAGCAAAACAAGUCAACUCCUAAAUAUGAAUACACCCAAUGCAGCUAUAAAAUAUUAAAGGAAAUUAAUUCAGCCACAAAAGGCUCCUUUAAAGCAACUAUUGCUAACAUUUGCAGAUUAUUUUUUUACUAGUGUAAUAAAAUUUACAAAUUGAACUGAAAUCAGCUGAAGAGAAACUGACAGCAUUAGGGGCCAUGGAGGUGGUCCAGGGCUCAGAGCACUUGCUGUGCAAACAUGAGGACCCACGUUUGAAUCCCCAGCA
Messenger RNA from Rattus norvegicus (Norway rat), 5506 nucleotides. Lineage: Eukaryota; Metazoa; Chordata; Mammalia; Rodentia; Muridae. The record is from RefSeq and is a predicted model, not a curated record.